CUUUACCGAAUGAGCAUCAAACGCCACCUGCGGAGCCAUCCACCAUCCAUCGAUCGGAGAAGAACGUUUUCUUGCUUCUCCUUCUCUCGCUUCCUCCUAGUCUCCAGUCUCAACUCUUCACCCCCAUAACCCCGUCACCUUCUUUCAAGUUUUACCAUUUACCUUCAGUAAAAGAAGCACAAAGACCGUUGCGAUCCCGCACGAUUUUAAGGCGGAUUCCUCUGGGGCAGCUCUGAUCUGGGGGGAAAAAAUUUAAUUUAUUGAAGGGUUCUUGGAUUCCGUUAUCUAUCGGCGAGCUCCGGUUGGAGAUCUAUCUCUGUUCUGUCCACGAGCGCCGGUGGAGAAGAUGGCGAGGCACACGGCGGCGGCGGCCCGUCUCGGACGGGGCGCGGACGAGCAGGCAUUGCCGUCUCAGAGGCUGGUGGAGGCGGCUCUGAGAGGGGAGGUCGAGCGGGUGGAGGAGUGCCUGAGCGCCGCCGGAUCGGCGGUGGACGUCCACUACAUUGGAACCGUUAGCUUGAAGGUCAAGUGCACGGAGACCGUCCUCCGUGAGGAGGCGGCCGACGAGGUGAAGAUCGACUACCAGGAGUUCAAGACCGAUGUCACGGCGUUGUUCGCCGCUUCUCACUCGGGUCACGCUGAGGUCGUCCGCAAACUCCUGUCAGCUGGAGCUGAUGUUAAUCAGGAAAUAUUUCGGGGCUAUGCAACAACAGCUGCAGCUCGUGAAGGUCAUUGUGGUAUUUUGGACAUGCUUUUGAAAGCUGGGGCAUCCCAGAAAGCUUGUGAAGAUGCUUUGUUGGAGGCUAGUCUUUGUGGUGAGGCUGCGGCAGUCCAAUUAUUAAUCUGCUCAGACAUGGCAAGGCCAGAUGCUGCAGCACAUGCACUUGUAAGUGCAUGCUGCAGAGGCUUUCUUGAUGUAGUCACUACAUUAAUCAAGAAUGGGGUGGACAUAAAUUGCACGGACAGGGUCCUCUUGCAGUCAAUUAAGCCUGCACUGCAUGCAAAUGUGGAUUGCACACCUUUGGUGGCUGCUAUUGUCAGCCGGCAAGCUUCUAUUGUGAAAUUUUUGCUAGAGGUUGGUGCUAAGACAGACUGUCUUGUUCGUGUGGGUGCAUGGUCAUGGGACCCUGUAUCCGGUGAAGAGCUGAGAGUCGGUGCAUGCUUGGGGGAGAUUUAUAAUGCAGCAUGGUGUGCAGUUGAGUACCAUGAAGCUAGUGGCAAAAUUCUCAAGCUGUUGCUUCAACAUGAGCCAUAUUUGCUAGAGAAUCCACAUCUCGGUAGAACUCUUCUUUGCCAUGCCAUCCUCUGCCAGAAUUUCAAUGCGGUAUAUGUGCUCCUUGAUGCUGGUGCAAAUUCCAAGUUCCCCAUAAAGACAAAAAUUGGCCAUGAAUCACAACCAAUCCAUUUAGCUGCUAGACUUGGCUGUGUUUCCAUUCUUAGACAGUUAAUCUCAAAUGGAUGUGAUAUCAAUGCAAGGACUUCAGCAGGUGAGACUCCUCUAAUGAUCUCUGCGAAGGAUGAUCAUGCUGAUUGUUUUCUAGAGCUACUUAUAGCUGGGGCAGACUUAGGGCUGGUCAGCAAUUCAGGCGAUACUGCUGUCCAGUUGGCAAGAAGAAGUGUGUUUGCAUCUUCCAUCAUAAGUACCUUUUCCCAGGCUUUAAUUUCUGGUGCAACUCUUCGUUCAACAGAUCUCAGUGUAUUCUCUCCAUUACAUUUUGUUGCUGGAAAUGGAAGUGUUGAACCACUGCAAAUGAUUCUGCGUUCAUCCACUGCAGAUCUAAACAAACUGGAUGGUUCAGGUCUGAGUCCCAUCAUGGUUGCAGCAAAGGCUGGACAUGCUGAGGCUUUUCGUCUUUUACUAAUGGCUGGGGCAGACACUGCAGUAAGAACUCCUGAUGGUAAGACUGUGAUAUCUGUCUUGCAGCAUGAAAAUUCUGCAAACAGGGACUGCUUUGAACACAUCUUGCUCAGAGCAGUGCUGGCUAAUGUAAUAACUGAUCAUACAUCAUUCAGAGCUCUCCAUUAUGCAUCUUGGAAGGGGGACUCGUCAUCACUAAUCCAGCUCUUAAAAAUGGGAUAUAGUGUCAAUUCCUUGGAUGAAGAGGGGUAUUCACCACUUAUGCUUGCUGCCAUUGAAGGCCACUCUGAUGCAUGCAAGAUUUUAUUGUUACAAGGGAAUGCAGACUGCAAUCUUGUCAAUCAUCGGGGAGAGACAGCCUUAUCUUUGGCGAGGAAAGGCAACAGGUCAAACAAGGUGACAGAGGGCGUGCUGCUCGAUCAUCUGGCUCGGUCUCUUGUGCUUGCUGGUGAGGAGCUCUGCAAGCACACAAGGGAAGGUAGAGGAUCUCCACACAUGAAGACUGUCCGGAUGCUGAAAUCUGGGGUGCUGACAUGGGGCAAAUCGACCAGGAGGAAUGUAGUGUGUAAGGAGGCAACAGCUGGACCUAGCUUAAACUUUCUGAAGAAUCGGAAGAUGGCAUAUGAGGAUGGUAAAAUGUUGAUAUUUAGAGUGGUUACAUUCAGUGGUAGAGAGGUCCAUUUUGAGCCCGGCUCUGCUUCUGGUCUGGAGCUCUGGGUUCGUGGUAUUAAUCUCAUUGCAAAGGAGGCUGCUUCUUCAGGGGCUUGAUGACAGAGUGGGGAUGCAGAAUAUCAAUCUUUCUGGAGAAGGGUUCCUUUUAAGCAACUUUAGUAAAUUGUUAAUUGAUCCCUCCUUUUAUCUAGUACAAAAUUUGUCUUGGCCGGUGUUUGAAUAUAGUUCUGGUGAUGCUCGAACAGAAGAUGUUUUGCUUUGAUCGCCCUGAUGAUCUUGUAUUUGCUUAAGCCUAAGCUGCAUUCUUUUUUUUCCUCUUAAUGUACAGCUUGGUCUCAUAACUGAAAUGUUUAGUUAUGCUUAAUUUGAUCGUGUUCUUCUUUA
This is a messenger RNA of Phoenix dactylifera (date palm), 2914 nucleotides long. RefSeq lists its product as uncharacterized. Gene Ontology annotation, molecular function: protein binding. NCBI's taxonomy places the organism in Eukaryota, Viridiplantae, Streptophyta, Magnoliopsida, Arecales, Arecaceae. The record is from RefSeq and is a predicted model, not a curated record.